AUGUUCCCAACAUUCGAACGUUGGCCCGAAAAUCCUGUAAGAAUAGCACAACAAUUUUUCAACAUUGCGGGCUUUCCUUCUGUAUGUGAGUGUGUUGAUGGUACUUUAGUAAAUAUCGAUGCCCCCACUGAAAAUGAAACAGCUUAUGUAGACAGACACGUUUACCAUUCUCUCAACUGCAUGAUGGUUUGCGGCCCUAAUUUUCAGGUUUACGUUGUCAAUGCUAAUUGGCCUGGCAGUGUCCACGAUGCAAGAGUACUACGUAAUUCAGCAACUGCGCGGGAUUUUGGUCAAGGAUUCCGACCUUUUCCUAACGCAGUGAUCUUGGGAGACAGCGCAUAUGGACUGAAAGAGUGGCUUAUGGUUCCCCUGAGAAGAAAUCCAAAUGAUAUAGCCGAACAUAAUUAUAAUAGGAGGCAUAAAAGCGCACGGCGAGUUAUUGAGAAUGCUUACGGCAUUUUGAAGGAGAGAUUCCCAUGUCUUAAUCAUCUCAGAGUUUCACCACGAAGAGCCAGAAUUGCUGCCAAGGUGUAUUUUAUGAACUUGACGAUGAAUGUUUCGAUAACCUCGGUGAUGGUGACAACGAAGUCUUAUUCGAACCGGAAGUAG
Diorhabda carinulata is the source of this 609-nucleotide messenger RNA. RefSeq names its product putative nuclease HARBI1. The transcript has a single exon. The record is from RefSeq and is a predicted model, not a curated record. The coding region runs from base 1 to 609 and encodes 202 amino acids. Lineage: Eukaryota; Metazoa; Arthropoda; Insecta; Coleoptera; Chrysomelidae.